This is a messenger RNA of Armigeres subalbatus, 1075 nucleotides long. Its product is annotated as glutathione S-transferase-like. Lineage: Eukaryota; Metazoa; Arthropoda; Insecta; Diptera; Culicidae. Bases 154 to 765 code for a protein of 203 amino acids. The transcript has 5 exons. Gene Ontology annotation, biological process: glutathione metabolic process. Gene Ontology annotation, molecular function: glutathione transferase activity. The record is from RefSeq and is a predicted model, not a curated record.
GAUGACCAAGCAUUACUCGAAUUGAGCCGAGCGAAAUUAUCACACUUUCCGAAUUCCUAUAAAUAAACCCCCCUGAGUCGGGAACAUUCAGUCUGAUUAAAUCGGUCGCUCCAGAAGGUAGAUAGCUGCAGCUCAUUAAAUCCCACUAUCAACAUGCCGGAAUACAAGCUCUCUUAUUUCAAUGUCAAGGCGCUGGGAGAGCCCCUGCGGUUACUGAUGUCGUACGGAAAUUUGCCUUUCGAAGACAUCAGAAUUGAAUUCGAAGACUGGCCAACUGUUAAACCAACAACGCCCAUGGGUCAGAUGCCGGUACUGUCGGUGGACGGCAAACAAGUGCACCAGUCGCUGGCCAUGGCCCGCUAUUUGGCCAAUCAGGUCGGCCUAGCAGGAGCCAACGAUUGGGAAAAUCUCACUAUUGACAUCGUCGUCGACACCAUCAACGAUUUCCGUCUAAAAAUUGUCGCUGCAUACUAUGAUCCCGAUGAAAAUGGAAAGGAGAAGAAGUUCGCCAUUAUAAAGAAAGAAGUCAUUCCAUUUUACUUGGAAAAAUUGGAAGAAAUCGCCCGCGAUAACAACGGUUACUUGGCUAACGGCAAACUCACUUGGGCUGACUUGUACUUUGUUGGCCUUUUGGAUUACCUGAACCAUCUAGCCAACACUGACCUCAUCGUCGACCAACCGAACCUGCAGAAGGUUGUCAAGAACGUAACGAGCAUCGAAUCGAUCAAGAAUUGGAUCGAUAAACGACCACAAACUGAUAUGUAAUGGAAAUAAAAAAUCCACUACACAUACUGACACACCAGCACUAUGGAUCGGGAAAAUCAAGUUUAGAAUAUGGCUUACUGCUAAUUAGAGAAGAUGCAUACCGAUUUGGUUUGCCUACGGUUUUGAGAACGAAUGAACUUGAGGAAAGAUCUUUGUUCGUCACGCUAUAAAACGUGUGAAUUUCAUACCUACCUCAUUGUAGUCAACGGAUUUGUGUAUACAGGUGAAAUGAAACAAAUGUAUUUACCAAUUAAGUUGAUUAAAUAAACAUUAAAUAAAAGCUAAUUAAAACUUACUAAAAUAUAAGGCA